AUGUUCAAGAGGUGUUUGAUAUUUUUGGUAAUAUCCAUAUUUAGCAUAGCCCUAGUUGUAUACAAAAGGGUAAAGCAUGAAAAUCUGAAGGAGGAGUACUAUAAGGGGGGGGGAGAUAUCGAUGGUUCAGGAGGCAGGCCUCUAUGGGGGGGCACGGAUGAGUGUAGCUCGAAUGGAGAAUUUUGCACCAUGGAUUACAGCGAUAUUGGUAUGAAACAGGAUGAAUACAAAAUUGUACAUUACAAAGACACACGGAUUAAUAAGGUGAAGAAAGGACUGAAGCAAAUUCUCCAACCCUUCUUCACAGAAAUGAAAAGUGAAACGAAUAGCAAGCAUAUCAUUUCUUUAUUUUUAGAGUUCUUUGAAAAUUCUAAAAUUUUCCUAACUGUCUCCUUGCGCUCAAGUUAUCAUGUUCUUUACGCCUACGGAAUAGUGUUAAUAUCUUUCCUCAAGAUUCUAUUCUUAUGGUACAUAAUUUUAGAGCCAUAUUUACAGUGGCUCCUUCUGAAGCUAAGAAUGACGUAUGUAAAUUUGGACUACAAAACGAAGAAGUACGUAAUGACCAUGUUGUGUACGUUUUUAACUGUUCUCUAUCUGAUUUAUUAUGGAGUUAUAAAAUAUAUUUUAAAUAAGAUUUCCAAGUUUUACAGAUAUUUGAUGAAAAAAGUGUUCAAAAUUAAUAAAUUUAUGUUCAAUAUAUUGCCAUAUUUAUUGAGCUCCUUGUUGUACGUCACUUUGGUCAAAACCCUACCGAUGUCCUUCAUUUCGUUUUUUAUCUAUUCCAUUUUUUUUCCCCUGCCUUCCGUCUACUCUGUCCUUAUCAUUUUGAAAUAUGUAUACCCGUCUAAGAGUAGCGAGAGCCUUAUGGACAGCGUUACACACAAGUUGAAUUUUUCUAAAUAUAUUAAUGCCAUGAGUCAGUAUGCUAUCCUGAAGGACGGCGAGCUGGCGGAAGAAAACGAAGGUGAAAAAGCAGUUGAAGAAGAAAAAGCAGUUGAAGAAGAAAAAGCGAAUGAAGUUGAAAAGGCGGAUGAAGUUGAAAAGGCGGAUGAAGCUGAAAAAGCGGAUGAAGCUGAAAAAGCGGAUGAAGCUGAAAAAGCGGAUGAAGCUGAAAAAGCGGAUGAAGCUGAAAAAGCGGAUAAAAUUGAAAAAACGGAUGGCGUUGAAAAAACAGGUGAAGGCGAAAAAUCGAAUGAAGUUGCAAAAGAAAAUGAUCCCCCAGCUACGGAUCUGAAGACGGGCGAACUUAAGGCGGACCGCUCGAACGGCUCCAAGAAGAAAAAGUUCUCUCUCUUCAGCCUGGAAAAAUUUGGCUUUAACUCCAGAAAGAAGGGCCAAAGCGGAAAAGCGGUCGAAAACGAGAACCGAAACAGCGGGGCGAGGGGAGACCCUCCUGCCAGCAGCCGCAGACCCAGCAUUUGCGAAUCCGUAGGAGAACCCAAAGCAGAGGAAGAAAACAGAGCUUCGUACUACGAUGUGCCCAUUUUACUAGAAUAUUGGCUCUUUAUAAACAUUUUAAAAUUUUUAAACUUUUUUUUUUUCCGCAAUUAUAACAAAACCUCGUUCAUGUUUGAGUAUUUUACCCUGUUCGUAAUAUGCCUGAACGUUAGCGAAAAGUUGCACGAAUUUGUCUUCCUAAAAGAUUACAAAUCAUCCAUCCUGGUUCGCAUUUUGAAGAGUGUGUUAGUCAGCACAGUCGAUUUUGUCUUAUACACCUUAUUCAACGUCAGACUGGAAAACGAAGAAAAGAAAGACAAGAAAAACGCAGAGCCCGAUAUGCAAUAUAACGAGAGAAGCAAUUUACUAAUUAGGAUAACAAAAAUAGUAAAGGAUAAGUUGAAGUUAAACGAAACAGUUAAAUUCAGCCUUACCUGUCUCAAGUCAGUCAUUACAGAAAAUGUGGUCGAAAGUGUUCAGCUGCCAUUUUAUAUAAAAAUUUUUCUUAACCUCUUAAUAUACAUGCCGCAGCUUAUCCUUUUAAUUUUCCCGUCCUUUAUCCUUAAAAUAUAUUUUGCUUAUUUCUUUUUUAUUUUCCCAAUAUUUGGAUCUCUCAAAUGUUUAGAAGAAAAAAAUUCAAUACAUAACAAAAUUUACUUCAUAUGUUAUUUUUUCUUUUACAACAUUGCCUCGGCCACUGUAAACCAUGCCUUUUUCAAGUGUUUGCCUUUUUACAAUUUAUACAAAAUUUUAAUUACCAUAUAUGUUCAAACUGUUCUUAAAUAUAUUUUUAAUGUCCUCAAGGUUAAGAGUUGA
Molecule: messenger RNA, 2253 nt
Organism: Plasmodium inui San Antonio 1
Lineage: Eukaryota; Apicomplexa; Aconoidasida; Haemosporida; Plasmodiidae
Exons: 1
Coding region: 1-2253 (750 amino acids)
Source: RefSeq, a predicted model, not a curated record